AUGCGAGUUCUUCGCUCAAAGCGAGUCGGUGAAUUCUUAGUGAGUUUCUGUCGUCAUCGCUUUCUCUGCACCAAUCUUAAUCCUCCUGCAGCCGCCUCCUCACUUCGCAUCGGGAGCUUCCUCAAAUAUGCCGCCGUUUCUGCACUCACCGGAUCCACCGCCUUCACUGCUUACGUCUCCUACGCUUACAGUUUAGAUGAAAUUGAAGAGAAAACAAAAUCGAUUCGUGAAUCUGCCAAGUACACUACUGCUUCUGGUGCUGGCGAUAAUGAAUGUACAACUCUUGGCAAAUUUCAACACAAGUUAUAUUCAACUGCAAUCUCAGUGCCUACUAAAGCAAUAGAGCUUUAUUUGGAAAAAAGAACGCUAAUUGAAGGAAUUAUUCGAAGUUAUACUGAGCCAUGGAAAGAUAAACUCCUCCCUGACUUGUCUCCUGGUGAAGGAAAACAUGUGUAUACACUUGUUCUAGAUCUUGACGAGACAUUAAUUUACUAUGAGUGGAUGCGAUUAGAUUGGUGGGUGCCAGUCAAGAGACCUGGAGUUGUUGAUUUCUUGGAACAUCUAUCUCGCCUCUAUGAAAUUGUGGUGUAUACAGAUGAGGGAAAUCAAGGGCAUGUAAAAAAAGUAAUAAAUAGGCUAGAUCCCACUAAAAGAUGCAUUAGAUAUACCUUAUCAAGGGUAGCUACUAAGUAUCGAGAUGGAAAACACUUUAGAGAUCUUUCAAAACUAAACAGAGAUCCAGCUAAAGUUAUUUAUUUAAGUGGCCACGCUUUGGAAAAUUGUCUUCAACCAGAAAAUUGCGUUCCUAUCAAACCAUGCGAAGGAUUUGAUAAAGAUGACACAACUCUCUUAGAUUUUAUACCAUUUCUCAAGUGUGUUGCCCGACAGCGUCCAACUGAUAUAAGACCAAUACUACAAUCUUAUAGAGGAUGUGAUAUUCCAACAGAAUUCAUUAAGCGAAAUAAGCGAUCCAAGGAGGAUAAAAGUUAUUGGAGAAAGGUUGCGCAAAUGAUUGGUGGAUAG
Molecule: messenger RNA, 1023 nt
Organism: Arachis stenosperma
Lineage: Eukaryota; Viridiplantae; Streptophyta; Magnoliopsida; Fabales; Fabaceae
Product: mitochondrial import inner membrane translocase subunit TIM50-like
Exons: 10
Coding region: 1-1023 (340 amino acids)
Molecular function (GO): phosphoprotein phosphatase activity
Source: RefSeq, a predicted model, not a curated record